Molecule: messenger RNA, 4239 nt
Organism: Necator americanus (New World hookworm)
Lineage: Eukaryota; Metazoa; Nematoda; Chromadorea; Rhabditida; Ancylostomatidae
Exons: 37
Coding region: 1-4239 (1412 amino acids)
Biological process (GO): stabilization of membrane potential; potassium ion transmembrane transport
Cellular component (GO): plasma membrane
Molecular function (GO): potassium ion leak channel activity; outward rectifier potassium channel activity
Source: RefSeq, a predicted model, not a curated record
AUGAAGUGUGCUCGCACGAGUGUUGUUGACAGUGCACUUAAGAGUGCGAGUCAUCUCGGUCCUCAUUGUUGCUUUCGUUUCUCCAUGGCUGCUCACAAUAUUGCUAUCGAUAUCGAAGCUACGGAACGACUCGACCAACAUGACUACGAUCUGGAGAUGGGGUCGUCGCGCGCAACACUCAUCCAAAAUUUUGAAGAGGAGUCAAGACCGUCGCUAUCCGCUUCAAUACAGAAAAGUCUACGACCAACAUUAAGGAAGACUCGCUACUACCUCAGCGUCUUGACUGCACCGUUUCGCUUUAUCCUUGCAAAGUUUAAGCUACUGUUCGUCAUUGCUUGCUACUCGGUGUUCGGUGCAUGGCUAUUUAUGACACUUGAGGUACCCACGGACCUCGCAGCAAAAGAAGAAGCAUAUCAUGCUCGUCUUAUAGCCAGAGAUGUCAUGAUCCUCAAUUUACGCGCUAUUCAUCAAAACAAUAAAGAAGACAGAGAAGAACGUUGGAAGGAUGCUAUUCUCUCUUUCGAAAAUGAUCUUGGAUUAGAGGAACCGGCCAGAGAUAGCGCAUGGACGUUUUGGAUGGCAUUCCUUUAUGCUGGAACCAUCUACACAACGAUAGGUUACGGUAACAUUGCGUGUGUCACUACCGCAGGCCAAGUUGCAACAAUGGUAUACUCCAUGAUUGGUAUUCCACUAAUGCUGCUUAUUCUGAAUGAUCUUGGAUCAUUCUUGCUUCUUUGGGUAACACGUAUCGCAUGUAAUUCCAGCGAUUUUCUCCUCUUCAUAGGUGUACGAAUAGGUUUUAUUGGGAUUGAGGAAGGAUCGAAUAAACGCUCACGAUACGUAUUCAUGAGCAAGAAACUUUCCAGAAUCGGAAUCAUAAGCGCUGCAUCCGAAUCUACGAUUGCAAUAAAUGAUGACGAGGAGCAAGAAGCCAUCGAGGAACCAGAACCCGAUCCUCCUGUGUUCUCUGCAGUUUUCGCAACGGUUGCGUGGAUUUUACUAGCUGCCGCAGUGUUUUGUAUUUGGGAGGAUUGGACUUACUUUACCAGUAUCUACUUUUUCUUUAUUUCGAGCAGCACCAUAGGUCUUGGCGACGUGACACCGGCUCAUCCUGAAUACAUGAUAGCAACAUUCGGAGUGGUGAUCGUCGGUCUUUCGUUGGUGUCGGUCUGUAUUGAUGUCGUACGGGAAAAACUAGAACUCAUGUACAUGGCAUUGUUGAAGAAAGUAUUGCAAGACUAUAUGGAAGCAGUUAAAAACGGAGAUCCAAAUGCUGCUGCAGGAAUGAUGAGCGGAUUUAAGGGAAAGGCGAAAUUUCUUCUCCCUCUAAUAAGCAAAGAACGAGGAGCGAAAGUCAUGACACGUUUCAAGCAAGAUUGCACUGCGAAGGGUAUCGAUCCACCUGCUGUACUGACACACCUGGAUCCCAGUACGGGGAUGCCAGCCUUUGCCACUGCAAGCAAAGAGAAUUUCAGUGAUUACAUUGAACAAGCUGCAGAACGAAAAGCAGACGAGGAAAAGAAGGAACUGCAGAGACUGACUCAACUUCUUGAACAAAACAUGGUUAAGUCAGGUAUGGAUGCCAGGAGUACGAAUUCACUCGAAGCUCAAAAAAUGCUGAAUUCAACAGAUUCAUACUGUCAAACAACAUCCGUGACGUUGGAUCCCGAGAUGAAUUCAUGUGAGACACAGACCACUACAGUAUCAUUAUUAGAGCAAGAGACAGAGAAGAUCUCAUUUGGCAUUCAAGUGAUUUCAACAACCUUGGAAGAGGAAACACAAACAAACCUUCAAACCACAACAGAUGGCAGCGCACAAACUAUAACUGAUGAAAAUACGGAGACAAACAAUAGGGAAAUCACCGCGGAGGGAAAAUGCGGUUUGUGUGGCGUCUCAAGGUUGAAACCAAUAGUUCAAUCGAGAGGAGUCCAGCCAGAAGUUACAAGCUUAAUUAUGGUUGAAAACAGUGAAGAGGAAGCGAUCAAUGAUCGUGAUAUCUCAGCUACAUCUGCAGAUUCACUGAAUACUACGAAUGGAAUUGGUGACUGUGUAAUUUCUGACAUACCACCGGACAAUACCACAACGCAGGACAUACACUUGAAGAGCGAGCUACGAUUUAUGAAAUGCACUGCUGCGCAAACUGAGCAGCUCCCCGCCUCCCUUGCUCCAGUCAGCACUGCAGAGGUAUCAACACAGUCGGCCGAGAUAAAGACGGAAGAGCGAAGGAGUCAAACGAAACUGUCCAGCAUAGAUUCGCACGAAAUAAUGUCCAUAAGAGAAUUACGAAGGCGGUCCAAGCGUCCACGGGAAACUAUUAUCUCCCCGCUAUCACUAUAUUCUGUGCGCUCUUCUAUUCUGUCUACAGGUUCUGAAGGAACGUCAGCCACUCGUGCUGAUAACCAGCAAAAUUCCCCGAUUCCACGUAAUUCCUCUAAUGAUGCCACACAGAAAUCCGAGUCGGUUACUGAAGAAGUGAACUUCACUUUAUCGCUCGUAAAUAGACCGGUGGAUGAGAAUGGAGAUGACGUGAGAGAAUCGUUCGACGAACUUGUAGAGCACAGUGAAGGAGAGGACGACGUAUUCCUCCCUGAUAAUGAAAUAGAAGAGCUAGAACAGUUUUUGGUAGAAGAGAGCACUCAAACCGAUGGUUCCCCGUGUAACGAGGACAAGAAUCAUCAAACCACGCCGCUGGAUGUUGGCUCUUCUAGCAGCGUUCGCUGUCAAACAUCUCCAGUGCAUCUUAAUGAUGCAGUUGUUUGGGAAGUAGAGGACGGAGAAUGUUCUCAAACAGAACACUGGAUUGUGAAGCCUGCAGCAUCUAACUCCGAAGCACAGACAGUUUCCAACACGAAGAACUGCAUGGUGCAGUGUGAUGAUGAGGAAAAUGAUAAAAACAAGAUGGCUACCUGUGAUCCAACCUCUUUCACAAACGUCGAAACACAGACCAGCGAGCUGGUUAUGAUAUCUGCAGAGGCUCAGGCCGAAACUGUGCGUCCAGCAAUGGAAAGCGGAGGAUGUCAGACUGAUACGUUCUUACCAGAGCACACAACAACGUAUGUUCAGUGCGACGAUAUGAAGCCGGAAUGCAAGUCUUGCAAAGUCCAGUCCGAUGUCAGCAUGUUUACCGUAACAAAUGAGGAGCGGAUUGAAUUAGAGGCCAAACAUCACAUUCGCUUUAAUAUUGAGAAUGGGACUUCAAUGGAACCGAAAAAGUGCUACUCUUCAGGAACUCAGAUUGAUGAAAUUGAAGUUGACUCCGUCUAUGUGCAGUGUACGCCAACAGUUAGCACUUCACAGACACAACACAAUAGCUCUUGCUUGACAGAUGAAUUUGUCCAAACUGAAAUGUGUAUGAAAAAUAAAAAGAAUCAGGAAUGUGAAGUCUCGGUGGAAACCAGGGAUGUGUUUGCACAAGGGUCACCGGAUUGUAAGGAAGAGAGUGUCCAAGCAGUUACGGAUAUCACUGAUACCAUCAUGGAUACCUCAGAACUUGGUGGCACAGACAACACUGUCGUACAGACGCCGGCUGCUCUUUGGAGUGACUUUGACAGAACGACAUUCAUGGAUUUUUAUCAAGAUGUUUCACAACAAACCUCUCCAAGAAUGAUGAAUGAUAAUGAAACUCAAUUCACGUUAGACUUCGUUUCACGAGAAACGCAAACAUUAGAUCUCAAAGAUGUGAGUGAUAAAUGUUGUGGAGCAAGCGUAGAUAAGGAGGACAACGGAGCGCAAGCUGCUGUCGAGUUACAUGAAGUUGCUAGUGGACAACCGGAUAGUGAAAGUUGGAUAAAGGUGUACUUAGCAGAAUUGGACGCAGAACGAUUGUCAAAAAUGAUGGAUGUCGGAAUACAAACUGGCGUACUUGUUCGAGUAGAGCACUUGUACGCACCCGAAGAACUGGAAACAGAUGAGCAGGAUUUAUUCGAGCUGUCACCAAGUAGUUUGAACAAUUUGGAAGAAACUGGAAGUGCUACUACCAGAAAAAGGUUGCUGAAGCGUCGAGCUAGUGAGUACUCAAGCGUGUCAAGACCUAGACUGCCGCCGAAGGAUCACCAACUACCUCCAGUACAGAGACUACAUAGCACUUUUGCUAAGAUUCCUUCGAAAUCGAAAAAUGCUCCUGCACAUAUGAGUAUUAGGGUCUCUGAUCUGCGCAGUCGAUUUGAGCAGAAGAAUGCGAACGCCCAACCUCGCACUCGAUCCUCGUCACAUGAAAGCGAUAGACGUUCGAUGGUUUAA